CCCGCGGGCAGAAGAAAACAAGCUUGGGCUUGGCUUGGGGCGUGGAAAGCGCGCUUCAGAUGGCAGCUGUUGGCUCUGUGCUGAAUGGUCAGCCGGCAUGCAAGCUGCAGCAAACGUAUGCACCCACCACAGAGCAGUAUCCUCCGCAAACACCUCGUGGGAUAUCAUCUGCUGCUGUCCGAUGCGGUGGUGUAUCUAAGACAAGACAAGACAAGACAAGACAAGACAAAAUCCAAUCUGCGAUUCUCUUCCGUGUACCCAUUGCCACUCAUACUCUCUGCACAUUGAGAUAACUCUCCCAUUCCAUUGGCGCCUUCCUUUGCGCGUCUUUGUCUUGUCGAAUGCUUUCCGGACUUCCUCCCACUUUGCGAUCAAGGGAUAGCUCACCAGCGGUCUACAGCACGAGUAUAUCGGGCUUACUGCUUGCAGUUCCCGAUUCCGUUUAUUGAUGCCAUAAUACAAGACUCCGGAUUUGCCUCGAAACGACUGCAACAUGUCUGGCAGAGACAACAACACUCCGGGUGCUCUGAGAGAUAUCCAGAAUCCUUUCGAUAUGUCAACUCCUACUUCCCCGACCGACAUUCGCCAUCCUCUCUCCAGAGUAGAGUCUGCAUCAACCGAGCGACUCUCUGAAAGCUUUCAGUCCACAGAUACAAUCAGACGACGACCAGAACCACAGUCAUAUGGUAUGCAGCAGACAUUUUUAGCAUCGGAUGAGCCAGUGGAGCUUAUUUUCACAAUUUUAUACAGUCUCAAGACUAAUUUGCUUCAAGGAUCCAUUCUACAACCGUCCGCUACUCAUAAUUCAGAGCACCGAGCGAGCGAGUCUUCACAGACAGGCGAACGACCGCAACCACAAACCUUGGAGACAUCUCGGUCUAUCCAACCCAUCCGGUCACCCAUGCUAGGUCCAGAACGAGGUCGAGGAGGACAACGACCAAAGAAACCCGGAAUGCCCCGUCGAGCUUCCUCCAAUGUACAAGCACCACACCGUGGACAAGAAUUCUCGGUGGAUGAUGACGUGACAGAAAUAGAGGAUGACUUAGCCACAAGUCGACACAGUGCUACUGGAUUCGGGUCUCUCAGACAUCAACCAUCAACCGUGCGGCGCCGACCAACAGCCCAACCUACUCUCCCAAGGGUUGACUCUUCCCGUGGUGGAGAGGAAGAGGCUGAAGCUGUAGCCGAAGCAGAGACCGUAAGUGCAGCUGGGGAUGCAACACUGGAAGAAAGUACGAGCGAUUUUGGCGGGGAGGGCACGGUUCGAGAUGUGGACGACAUUACCCCAGAUGAAGAUGAAGACGACGACUUGAGCGACGCAGAGAGCUUCACGUUGAAAGAUCGCCAGGAAGCCAUCAACGAAACCCAUCCUUUCGGUAUUCGUAUUUGGAAGCCCGCGCUGUAUAAAAAGAAUAGAUCGGUACAAAAGACCGCCGAGGGUGACAUCCACUCUUCUCCGGGAGGUAGAGUCAGCAAGUGGCUUCUGUUCUUCAAUAUCCUUUGGACGGUGUGGUUCGGCUGGUGGCUUGCUCUGAUAGCUUUCGUCGGAGCUGUAGUCUGUUUCAUCUUUGGUGCCGCACCCAGUGCAAUUGAGUACGGCCGUGUCCUAUGGGGCGUUUCUGGCUAUCUAUUCUACCCUUUUGGCAAAUUCGUUCGGCUAGAACAGGACGAAGCUUAUGCUGAGGAAGACGAGGGCGAAGGGCGGAGCAUUACGGAGUAUGAGCAAUGGCAGAGUGGUGAUAUUGAGGAUGGUCGACUUUUCUUCGGCCCACAAGGUAAUCGCUCUAUAGUCGGUCGCUCACGAAGGAGCAUCGACUCUCUCGCAAGCGAGAAUGAUAGUCUUCUCGGACGUUCAAGAAGGCGAUCUGCAAGAGAGAGCUCGGAACGGCCUCUGAAGCGCAGACUUUUCGGCAGAGGCGAGUGGAAUACUGGCCGUGUCAUCUUCUUUCUGUUCUUCUACGGCCUCAUUACUCCGACCUUGUUCCUCGUCUCUGGCAUAUGUUGGUUCCUUGUCUUCUGGAUUCCAAUGGGCAAAGUUACCAUGCUUUUGUUCUCCCACCUACGACGGCAUCCAUUGGCACUCUCAUUUGAGUCUGACUCUGAUUACUCCCGCGGUGCUAUUCCACACUCGUCCAUUCUACUCUGCACCUACCGUGCUGUGGGAACAAAGUACUGGAAAUAUACUGUUGACGGAACUAAUAUCUUCUUGAUCAAUCUCAUGGGCGUGGUACUUUUCGUGAUUUUCGACUAUUGGGUCCUUGUGGAGACUCUCCACUGGGAACAUUUGACGAUCACUGGACCUCCAUUCCUCUUUACGGCAGCUCUGGCCUCCAUCAUUCCGUUGGCGUACUUUAUUGGCCAAGCAGUCGCCUCUAUUUCUGCUCAGUCUUCGAUGGGUCUUGGUGCCGCCAUCAACGCAUUUUUCUCAACAAUUGUAGAGGUGUUCCUUUACUGUGUAGCCCUGAAGCAAGGAAAGGGUCAACUCGUUGAAGGAAGUAUCAUUGGAAGCAUUUUCGCUGGUAUUCUAUUCCUUCCAGGACUUUCGAUGUGUUUCGGAGCAAUCAAGCGGAAGACUCAGAGGUUCAACGCCAAGUCAGCUGGUGUUACCUCCACAAUGCUCCUGUUCGCAGUCAUCGCUGCGUUUGGUCCAACACUGUUCUAUCAAAUAUAUGGAACGCACGAGCUUAACUGCCUGAGCUGCGUCGAUAACAAUGAUAAUUCGCCAAGUCGAGACUGUCGUCGGUGCUAUUUCUCUCAAGUCCCCGCGCUAGAUGAUCGGUUUUACCUCGAAGCUGUCCGACCUUACUGCUGGUUUGCAGCCGUCCUGCUGUUCCUGUCGUAUAUCAUCGGAUUGUGGUUUACUCUACGGACACAUGCAGCAGUUAUCUGGAACAACGAAAUAGACGAGAAAAAGUUUCAAGAAGGUCAACAUACAGCUGGCCAGCAGCAGCCAGUUGGUGUUCCCAAUCAUGGACGACUUCAGAGACAUGGCAGCACCCAGAACAGCAGCUCAGCUGAAACCCAUGGAGCAGAAAUACGCGACUCCCAAUUGUAUAAGCGUAUUCUUGGACAGUCACUGAAGCAGGUUGGCCUUGGACCACGCGAAGGAAGCCGAAACAACUCAGUCAACGAACCAGCAGCCUCUGGAGCCAACGGUUCGGCACCGACGCCGCAUAUCCCGCCUCCCAAAAGCAGUGGUGCAGGAAGUGCCAGAUCUGAUGUUCAAAUCCCUGGAUUCUCCGAGGCACACAACUCUAAUUUGGUCCGCGAGGUUGCUGAAAUGGCAGCAACGGCUGCUACAAUUGCAGCGAAGAAUGCUACAAAGGCACCUCGACGAACUUCUACCCUAGCUAACCUGCCGACUUCGGCAUCUUUGAACAGACCUCCUGCGCUGAGGACUGGUGUUGUCCAGGACAUUGAACAUCCUAAUCCACAUGAAGCUCAUGCAGGAGGCGGGCAUGAUGCGCCGAACUGGAGCAGAGUCAAAAGUUCAAUCAUUCUCUGUGGAGCCACUGUUCUUUACGCACUUAUUGCUGAGAUUCUGGUGAAUACUGUCGAUGUUGUUCUGGUCAAUGUUGCAAUCGACGAGAAAUUCUUGGGAAUAACUUUGUUCGCCCUUGUUCCGAACACCACGGAGUUCUUGAACGCCAUAUCGUUCGCCAUGAAUGGUAACAUUGCCUUGUCCAUGGAAAUCGGAUCAGCCUAUGCCCUUCAGGUUUGCUUGCUUCAGAUUCCAGCCUUAGUCCUUUUCAGUGCCAUCAACGCCAGUACCCUCAUCGGACCUGAAUACACGUUCAGCCUCAUAUUCCCACAAUGGGAUAUGGUUACGGUCAUUCUCUGUGUCUUCCUCCUCAGCUAUAUGUACGGCGAAGGAAAGAGUAACUAUUUCAAGGGUUCCAUCCUCCUCCUCAGCUACCUCGUCGUCAUCGUCGGCUUCUACUUCUCUGGCAUGACAGACCUCAAGGCCAUGGGAAUGAAUCGAUUUGAUGUCAUGGAAGCCGGAGGAAGCUACAAGACUAUUGGCAGACGCCGAGCUGGAAACGCAUUUCAACAGUAAUAAAUGGACUAAGUACAUAUUGGCACCACCAUUCAUAUAUCCUCUCAUUUGAGCGCUGGCGUUUGGGAGAUUCUGCUGAGCGCUCUGAUGUCAUGCUGUAGAUACCAUCAGUCCUUGCUGAGCACACAUUUUCUUCUUCUCGUAUGUUGUUUCUCGCUGUCUCUAGAAUAUGGAGGAGUAGCAUUUGUAUGAUAGAACCGGUUGCAUUAGGAUGGGGAUAAAAAUUAAUUGACGGAUUUUCUAUUGAUGUUAAUUAUCUAACAAGAGACUCUCCGAUUCAUGGCGGAUCGGAUGCGCGUCUACAGUGAUACAUCGUCCCCUGGUGGUCAUUAGCU
Molecule: messenger RNA, 4392 nt
Organism: Cadophora gregata
Lineage: Eukaryota; Fungi; Ascomycota; Leotiomycetes; Helotiales; Ploettnerulaceae
Exons: 3
Coding region: 494-4057 (1187 amino acids)
Biological process (GO): calcium ion transmembrane transport; intracellular calcium ion homeostasis
Cellular component (GO): membrane; endomembrane system
Molecular function (GO): calcium:proton antiporter activity
Source: RefSeq, a predicted model, not a curated record